Molecule: messenger RNA, 26764 nt
Organism: Lymnaea stagnalis (great pond snail)
Lineage: Eukaryota; Metazoa; Mollusca; Gastropoda; Lymnaeidae
Source: the annotation of a GenBank genome assembly
GUGGCAAGUUGUUUUUUAAAUUAUUUCAUUGUUUAGAGAACAUGCCGACUUUGUUUGGAAAAAUGGCAGGCUUUGUGACUUCGAUAAUGCCAGGUAGAGAGUCACAAACUGAAGCAGCUGUUGCAGGGAAUCAGCACCCAGCAGUGGACGAUGAUGAUGAUUUGGAACGUUUACCUUCAAUAGUCAGAGAUUAUCGGGCAUAUCUAGUGAGAGCUAUCUACGCUGGUGAAGAAACAGAAGAAAUCAUACAGAAACUCAUUGAGCUGGAAUGCCCUAAACUUGAGGAUAAAUAUUAUGCUGUGAGAGCCAGAGACUUAAUAAGUUUAAACAAUAAGGUUGGUGCAGAAGUUUUGUUUUUUUCUUCGAUCUCUGAAGAUUGUUUAAAUGUAAUCAAGGGUUAUUGCUGAAUUUUUUAAACAAAAUCUUACUAACUUAAUUACUAUUAUUUAAUGAAUCAUGCAGACUAAAAUGCUGGUCCUAGUUUAUUUCAACCUUGAGUGUUGUCAACAAAUAUUCAAAGAUAUUUUGUGUUAUCCUUGAUAAAUUUACAGGACCCCAUGAUGGUUGGUGUUACAUAGUUAAAUGAGCCGAUGAUGCUCUGGUUAAAUAGAAUUAUAAUUUCUUGAAAACAAUUAAUUUUGUAAAAUAAGUUUUAUUUAAUUUCUACAGAUUUUUAAUUUUUGAAAAAGUAAACAUUUAACUUACCCAUAAUCAUUAAUCUAUAGGAUAAGGAGUGUCUGAUAGUUUCUCUUUGAAAUCUUAUCUUUCAUUAUUUUAUAUAUUUUUUUUUACAGAGCUUCCAGGAUUUGAAAAAUAUUCACUCUGGUUUGGGUUACAUUGUUAAAUAUGCUAAGUAUCUCUUCAAAGAUCCAGAUAAACGUAAAGAUCAGUGGAGGAUGAUACCCUUCAAAAAUCCUCAUUAUCAGAAAAAAAUCAAACCUCUUCAGGUACUUUUUUUUGGUGAAAUGCAUUAAUUUUGGAUGGCAAUAUAUAUUUUUGGUAUAUUCACAAAUGGCAUUGUGCAUAAUCCCUAUCUGCUGUUUAUUGGAUAGGAUUAAAUCAUUGAUUGGUUAGCAAUUUGUGAUAGUCCCUCUCUUCUUUUGUCACAGCCCUUCAACCCAAAUCAGCUCAAUCCAUUUCAAAAUUAGUUACACAAAUAUGCCCCCGCCUUCCAACUGCAUGGAGUCAUUUGUAAAAAACCCAAUUAAACACUUGUUCACACACAUAUGACACCCCACUCCCCCUAACUGCAUGGCAUCAUAUGGGUAUAACUCUUUCGUGUACCAUUAUUUAUGGUUAGAAUUUCUAAUUAAUUUCAUGUAACAGAAGCAAACAUGGGUGUGUUGGUAUUUGUAUAAAGUCAUUUCAUGUAACAGCAGCAAACAUGGCUGUGUUGGUAUUUGUAUAAAGUCAUUUCAUGGAGAUAUUUUUAUUAUUCUUUAAAUUUCCCAUUUUGAAUGUAAAUUGUCUUAUUAAUUUGCAUUGGUUUGUACAAGUAAUGUUUAUCUCAGUGGUAAACAGUAAUGUGUUAUAAUCUUGAGUUGGUGACUUCCAGCCUUUCAUUGUUUCUGUCUUAGAAACUUAUUUUUUGAUGACAUGCCAGGCCUUUCAGUGUUUAUGUUUUAGAAUCGUGUGUUUGGUGACAUUCCAUCCUUUCAAUGUUUACUGUUACCUAGGGUAGUGAAACCUUACUGAUGCAGCUGGGCUACACUGAGCAGACAGAGCAGGGCUUGAGAUUCCCACAGGGACAGGAGCCUGAGAGAGAGAAGGUGGUGAACCUCAUAGCUGACAUGAUGCUGUUCAAGAAAGAGCUCAAAGAGUACAUACUUGACAAACACCCGCGUCCUCAGCACAUUGAACAGCUGCUGCCCCAACAAACAAGGUAGAUGUGUUUGUAAUAUAAGUUGUCUUUAUUUUAUUGAAUGAUGGGGAUUUGUUUGCAACAGCAUGAUGAUACAUACAAAGCAAUUUGGGGAUAUUUUUUAAAAUUUUAGCCUUUGGAAAUAGGAGAAAGUUGGUUGGCUAUAUAAGAAAUAUAAAUAGAAUAGGAUGUUAAUGAACUUUGAAUUUCAGGAUAAUUAUUGCAUAAUUUAUGAAUAAAUGCACAUAGAUUCUGCAGAAGGUCCCCCUCCCACGCUGCCAUACACGCCCACAAAAUUGUGAAAAUCAACAAACCACCCUCCACCUUCAAUGCAUAAUAAUAUAUGGAUAGUCCCUAACCCCAACCCAGGAGAAAUGUUUAUAAGUACUUCUUUUUAUUCAGAAAAUUAGACUAUUAUCAAGGCUCAAAAAUGAUUUUAUUUGUUAAUUUAAUUUAACUUACCUGUUACAAUUAGAAGUUAUCUUAUCUUAAAUGAUAGAAAUCAAGAAAUUAUUUUUUUUAAAGUCCUGUGAAUUUUUUUAAAGAUAUCAAUCUGGCCAAACUUUUCAAUGCUAAAAAAAUAAAAAUAGUUAUUCUUUUCUACUUGGCUUGCAUAAAAUAAUCCUGAGUUUCUGGAUAAGCCAAAUUUCUUAACUCUGGUUAACUUCAUGAGUGGCAUUCAGAAGUGGAUCAGGAGACUAAAUAUCUCUAAGUCAUUAUGUCUUUAGGCUGGUAUUUAGUACCAAUUAGUUGAGCUGUCCAAUCAUUUUCUGGCUUGUAGUAGCUAGUUGAGCUGUCCAAUCAUUCGCUGGCCUGUAGUAGCUAGUUGAGCUGUCCAAUCAUUCGCUGGCCUGUAGUAGCUAGUUGAGCUGUCCAAUCAUUCGCUGGCCUGUAGUAGCUAGUUGAGCUGUCCAAUCAUUCGCUGGCCUGUAGUAGCUAGUUGAGCUGUCCAAUCAUAAACCCUUCUUGGUUCAUCUGUUAACAUGUUUUUGAUUUCUCAGAAGGUAUUUGAAUCGAUAAAAUCCCUUGGUUAAGACUGAUUCAACUAGACGAAUGCCAUAAGAGAACAUUUGUUCUUCAGAGAGAAAUGUUAAGGAAGAUCUUGAAGGCAAUCCACCUAACUCUUUGUCUCAUUAUAUUCAGGGAUGAGGUUCUUGCCUUCAGACUGUCUGGACUUAAGAUUGAUGAUGAAAAUGUGGAUGCUGCAUCAGGACAAAGUUCAAUAGCUUAUUACAACUCUCCGGCAAGCUCAACACCAACACCUCAAAAUCACGUGCAGGUAAUUUCAAAACACCAUUUUUCACUGAAUAGAUUUUGUUUGGCAAAGUUGGAUAUAGAUUAUAUUUGACCAGACAAAAGAACCCUUCAUGUGCUGCCUUGAAUAGCUUAGUCGUAAGGAAGCCAACCUCUGCUUCCCCCAACAUUGCAGGUUAACCCUUAUGAGUUUAUUAAUGUUUAAAACGAGAUAAUUUUGCAGCUCGAAAUACAGAACAGGACAAGAAAAGAAAGGUUCAUCUGAAUGACUUGAGCAAAGGCAACAGUAACAAAACACAAUACAUUAGACAAGUCACUUCUUGGCAACAGUAACAAAACACAAUACAUUAGACAAGUCACUUCUUGGCAACAGUAACAAAACACAAUACAUUAGACAAGUCACUUCUUGGCAGCAGUAACAAAACACAAUACAUUAGACAAAUUUUCUUUUUUUAUGUCUAACUUGUUGUGUUUGUUUUGUACUGUUGCAUUGGAAAAUGAAGGCAGUCAGCCAAACUUUAGUUUGUUUUGCACUGUUGCAUUGGCAAAUGAAGGCAGUCAGCCAAACUUUAGUUUGUUUUGCACUGUUGCAUUGGCAAAUGAAGGCAGUCAGCCAAACUUUAGUUUUAUUGUCUUGUCCUGUAAGUCAGGCUACAAUAUAUCUUGUCUCGAUUAUUUCUUUAACGCACAUCGAAUGCACUUUCCACCGUGUUAUGACCUUGAUAACCUUAGUGCACUGGAUGUAGGCUGUGACAACAGUACUCAUUUUAUUCUUGUUAAGUAAAAAAUGGUAUUUUCCAAGUUGUGCAACUUUUGGUCUCUUGCAGACACACAAUUCAAUCAACUUUUGGUCUCUUGCAGAUGCACAAUUCAAACAACUUUUGGUCUCUUGCAGACACACAAUUCAAACUACUUUUGGUCUCUUGCAGACACACAAUUCAAACAACUUUUGGUCUCUUGCAGACACACAAUUCAAACAACUUUUGGUCUCUUGCAGACACACAAUUCAAACAACUUUUGGUCUCUUGCAGACACACAAUUCAAACAACUUUUGGUCUCUUGCAGACACACAAUUCAAUCAACUUUUGGUCUCUUGCAGACACACAAUUCAAUCAACUUUUGGUCUCUUGCAGACACACAAUUCAAACAACUUUUGGUCUCUUGCAGACACACAAUUCAAUCAACUUUUGGUCUCUUGCAGACACACAAUUCAAACAACUUUUGGUCUCUUGCAGACACACAAUUCAAUCAACUUUUGGUCUCUUGCAGACACACAAUUCAAUCAACUUUUGGUCUCUUGCAGACACACAAUUCAAACAACUUUUGGUCUCUUGCAGACACACAAUUCAAGCUCCUUGAAUUUAGAGUGCAAUAACAAUAACAGCAGUAGUGACAUUGAGCCAAAGUUGACAGAAGAAACUGAAGCCACUAAAAAAACUGAACAAGUGCCAACACCAGAGUCGCCAUUGCUGGCUGAGGGUCAAGCUGGGACACCGGCAGCUGCUGAGGUCAGUCUCUCAACUCAUUACUUUAGUCUGUAGACAUCAUGAAACUCAUACUUAAAGUUCUGUGGAGCUAAUCUCUUACAUACUUCUAAAACUAAUCUGUGGAGCUAAUCUCUUACAAACAUCUAAAACUUUCUGUGGAGCUAAUCUCUUUCAUACAUCUAAAACUAAAUGUGGAGCUAAGAGCUAAUCUCUAACAAACAUCUAAAAUCUGUGGAGCUAAUCUCUAACAAGCAUAUAAUACUAUCUGGAGCUAAUAUCUAACAAACAUCUAAAGCUAUCUGGAGCUAAUCUCUAAAAGCAUCUAAAACUAUCUGUGGAGCUUAUCUCUAAAAAACAUCUAAAACUAUCUGGAGCUAAUUUCUUACAUACUUCAAAAACUGUCAAUGUAUUUUUGGGGGGAUAAACAUUUAGACUAUAGCUUUUAAAAAAAUGUUGAAUUUAUUAAAUAAGUUUGAUGAUACAAUCUUUGUAAAAAAAAAGCCAUUUUAGUAUUCAGAUAUCAGAGGUGGCAAAACAUCACUUAUCUGAACCAAACAUGGAUCAAGCACCUGUACUUUAAAAAAACAAAGGUCACUGUCAUGCCUGGCUUUUGAAUAUCUGUUGUAUCAUCAGGUGCAGGGUAACCUUGGUGACAUGCAAGCCAUCCAGGAUUUGGUCUCGUCCCAGGAGGAAGUGACGGACGCUGUGCCAUCACGAAGUGAAGGGGGAUCCUCCUCCAGCAGUAAAAGAUACUGUAAGAUCAAAUCCAAAACUGUUACAUCGUCAGUAUAACGACUCUGUUGACGUUUCAGUGGCUGAGUUGUGUUGUUUUUUUUACCAGUGACAUUAGCUUGCCCCACACUAGCUCUCAUCCUUUUGCAAUCUGGCUUGGGACAGGCCGUGGCCCGAGUGGGUGACUUUAUUGUGUUUAUGGGUUUAAUCCACUGGCUGAGUUGCACAUUUCCUUUGGAUCAAUGUGUUAAUGAUUUGCUCAGUGGGUUGUGUGUUUAGGUAUGGAGAUUCAUUGUGCGGCUGUUGCUGUGUGCUUCAGUAUUUUGUGAUGAAUUUUGUGAUGUAUUUUGUGAUGUAUUUUGUGAUGUAUUUUGUGAUGUAUUUUGUGAUGUAUUUCGUGAUGUAUUUUGUGAUGUAUUUUGUGAUGUAUUUUGUGAUGUAUUUUGUGAUGUAUUUUGUGAUGUGUUUUGUGAAGUAUUUUGUGAUUAUUUUGUGAUGUAUUUUGUGAUGUAUUUUGGGAUGUAUUUUGGGAUGUAUUUUGUGAUGUAUUUUGUGAUAUAUUUUGUGAUGUAUUUUGUGAUGUAUCUGGGUGUAUUUGGGAGAUGACGCUCUUUGUUAUGGGUUUUGUUAGUUUGUGGGUUGCAGAGAGAUUGCGGAAAGAAGGAGGCUCGCUGUUGUUGAAAUAAAGAACCACAUGUUAUAUGGAUCUUGGAUUUGUUUACCUUUUACCCCUAGGCUUAACGAAGCUCUUGAACCACUUUUCCAACUAGCAGUGCGUAACAAAGAGUUAUAUAUUUUAUUGAAAUUUUAAAAUAUUUAUAGCGAAAAUAAACAUGAGUUGUUUUGCCUUGUAAUUGAUUUUUUAAAAAUUCAAGUUGACGUUAGGGUCUCUAAAAAAAAUAAACCAACAGUUUUGUAUUUAAAAUUUAUAACGAUUUUCUCAUGUACAGCUUGCAGUGUCUGUGGGGAAGAUGCGGUCCUGUUCUGCACCGGAUGCUCCAAUAAAAUGCUGUGUGAAAACUGCAAUGUCAACUGGCACAAACAUCCUGCACGGAGCCAGCACCCUCAGAUGCACAGGGCAGAAUCGGUCAGCGCACUCAUCAGCAUCACACCAGACAGUUCCCUGCAGCUCGUCUUUGAUGCCACUUACGGCAUCCACCAGACCAAUAAUACAAAGUAACUAUCUGGAUGCUCAAAUCUCUUGGGUCACUGUGUUUAAGAAAUUAUGUCUGGAUGUUGUGUAGUUGUGUGAGUUAAUCAAAUUUGGUCAUGGUCGUAAAGAUGUAAAUAUUCAUUGGUAAUGGUCAUAAAAUCCUAAAUUUUCAUCGGUAAGGUUCGUAAAGACAUUUUUCACUGAUAAUGGUCGUAAAGACCUAUAUUUUCAUUAGUAAUAGGCUUAAGACAUAUAUUUUCAUCGGUAAUGUUCGUAAAGGCCUAUAUUUUAAUUGUUAAUGGGCUUAAGACGUUUAUUUUCGUUGGUAAUGGGCCUAAAGACCUAGAUUUUCAUUGGUAAUGUUUGUAAAGACAUUUUUCAUUGGUAAUGGUCGUAAAGACCUUUAUUUUCAUUGGUAAUGGGCUUAAGACGUAUACAGUGGAACCUCUCAUAACAAGCACCUCUCAUAACGAGUAAUUCGCAUAACGAGCAAAAAAAAAUGUGAAGAAGUUGCUCCCUUAACGAGCGAAAUGUUACCAGUUACGCAGAAAGGGGAAGUCCCUUUUUCCAAAUAUUCAUUUGUGAGCCAGGACUUCCGCUCCAAUCCAUUAGUCUCUGUUUAGCACUCGGUCUGUUAGCGUAUUAUUUUCGUGUGUGAUCACCAGUUUUUACAAAUUUUGUAUUCAGACAGUAUUCAUAAUUUUUUUAUGUGCAAAGUGUAAUAAAUGUGCUAAAAUGUCUUCGAAGAAAAAACCACAAGAAGACAAUCAUAAGAGAGAAAAAAUAACUGUUGAAAUGAAACGUAAAAUCAUUGAAAAGCAAGAACAAGGUGUGAGGUUGGCUAAUCUAGCGCGCACAUACAAUCUGUCAAAAACAAAUGUCUAUAGACAGUUUUCUAGUUAAAAAGGAUUAAUUAUUUGUCAUAAAUUCAUAUUUUUAUUUACGUUUUUUGUUUCAAAUCUAAAUUGUAUUCCAAGUUGUUAAAUUCCUUAAAAAUUCAUAAGUAAUUUUAUUUGAAUAAAUGUUAAUAAAAUUUUUUUGAAAAAUGAGUAUUUUUUCAGCAUGGAACGCAUUAUGGUAUUUUACAUAGAUUUGUAUUGGGAAAAUUGUUUCGUUUAAUGAGUGUUUUGCUUAGCGAGUAAGAUUCUGGAAGAAUUAUGCUCGUUAUGAGAGGUUCCACUGUAUUUUCAUAGGUAAUGGUCGUAAAGACCCUAUAUUUUCAUUGGUAUGGGCUUAAGAUGUAUAUUUUCAUCGGUAGUGGGCUUAAGAUGUAUAUUUUCAUUGGUAGUGGGCUUAAGAUGUAUAUUUUCAUCGGUAGUGGGCUUAAGAUGUAUAUUUUCAUCGGUAAUGGGCGUAAAGACCGAUAUUUUCACCUUUGUUUUUAUCAAAACAUUUUUGUUGUCCCAUUGAAACAAAAGUGAUAUCAGCAAAUCUAUUUUUGUUCUUGAAUAUUUCUUCUUCUUCUUCUUCUUCUUCUAUAUCUUAAGGGCCCACGAUCAAUUUAUUGAUCAUUUUGGCUCCUAUGCAUGUAGAUGGGAUUUGCAAUGUUUCUGUUACUGGUGGUGAUGAGGAAAUUAUGCACUAGGGGUUUGAAGGCUUGAGGCAAUAGACACAAAUGUGUCUAGUGUUGUCGCCUCAACUGUUCCUUUUGAAAGAUGGUUCCAGUCCCUGAUUGUCUUGGGCAGGAAUGAGCAGCUCCUAUACUGGCUUCUUGCUGGUAUGAGCCUGAAUUGCCUGUCAUGGCCUCGUCGCUGUCUAUGGGGGAGAGGGACGAGUUUCUGUUUAAUACUGGAACAGUGGACCAGCCCAUUAUUUAUCUUGUACAUCAUGGAGAGCCUGGAUUGUCGUCGUCGUUUCUCCAAUGGUGACCAGCCUAGUGUUUCUAGCAUGCUGCCAACACUAGAGGUAUUCCUGUAGCGGUUUAGGACAAAGCGUGCUGCUCGUCGCUGGACCGCCUCCAACCUGUCAAUGCUCUUCUGGGUAAAUGGGUCCCAGACUGAAGAUGCAUAAUCUAAAAUCGGACGGAUAAAGGCUUUAUAUGCUCUUUCUUUCACACAGGAGUUGCCAAUCUUUAGAUUUCGCCUUAAGAACCCCAAGGCUUGGUUUGCUUGGUUACAUACAUUGUUAAUAUGCUCGUCCCAGCGGACCUCUCUUUGAAUGGUAACACCCAGGUACUUUACGGAGGAAACUUGCUCAAGAAUAUGGCCGUGCAGUUUGUAUUGGUAGUGUAGAGGAGUACAACUUCUAGAGAUUGAUAGUGUCUGGCACUUGGCAGGGUGAAAUUCCAUGUCCCAGCUCAUCUCCCACUCAGCUAACAGAUUGAGCCGGUGUGAAAAUACAAAAUAUUAUGAUUGACCUUUUGUUUAUUAUCUAAGCAGUUAAUGAGAUCCAUCUAAAUUAAUGAGGAAUGAUGGGGAAAAAAAAACAACAGUUUUGAAACAAUUGUGAUGGAAAACUCCAUUUUUCUCCUUAAGAUUGAGCAAAAAGCAGCAAACGUACGUCAUGGACCAGAAGAGCAGAAUCAAGAAACCUGAGAGAGAUCAGCUCUACGGCAAUGUUCCUGAUCUGGCCAGUCUCGGCCAGGACAUCCUCCCGGGCAAUUCUUACUCUGUCCACAGAACACUUUACAGGUAGAGGGGGAAAUCAUGGCAUUUGAUGAUCCCAAUGCAGAUUGUUGUUUUUUGUUGAGAAAAUUAGGUGUAAAAUCUUAGCUAUAAAAUCUUAGUUGUAAAAUCUUAGCUGUAAAAUCUUAGCUGUAAAUCUUAGCUAUAAAAUCUAAAUCCACCACAUUGUAUAAUAUAUUCAUGUAGAUAGAGCAGACAUUGGUAAUUUAUUUAGAAAUAUUGUUUCUUUUAUAUCUGCAAGGAGAUAAAAAUCUUUUCUUAAUAUAUUCAAUGAUAGAAUAACACUUCAAUAAUUUAUUACAUAAAAUUGUUUUUUUUUAUCUAAUUUGAAAUGAUAAGAAAUUGAAUAGAAAGUUAUAAAUUAGAGAUAACCAAAUUUGUAUCAUACAAUGGCCCAAUGUAAUCCAUUAAAUUUAGUGGACUAUUUAUUACCGUAUAAAUGUUUUUUUUAAUAUAAAAGAUUUUUCCAUUUGUUUUCUCAGAAACCAACAGCCCAAUGACUACCAGAUAUUAGAUUAUCAGAGACAACAAAUCCAUCCAUCACUCUAUCCCAUGCCAAAUGUCUUAAGCUCAAAGAAUAUGUCCCCUUAUAUGAAUUACCCUGAUGAAAAUGUCAUAGGGCAUGGGUUGUCACAAGGUGAUCCACACCAGCAGCUGCACAGACCUAAACAACCAUUGCCUCAGCACCUGCUGGAGUCUCCAGAGGGUUUGCCCUCGUAUGUAGUCCAGCAGCUCAGAGAUCAGCAGAAAAGAAACUUGAUUGGCCCAUUUCCAUCGCAGCAGCACCCAGUGCCCAUGCCAGGCUCCGGUGUGUAUGUACAUAACCAGACAUAUCCCCAGGCUCAACCUAUGAGUGAGCUUGGCCUCCCACCCUCGUACACCAGUGGGCCCGGGAGCAUGUACCCGCCACAAUUACCCAGUGCUAGUCUUCAAAAACAUUCAAGUAAUAUGUACUAUGGUGUGGCCCACCCUCCUUACAGACCCUCAGCACCCCUGCAUGGCGGUCAUGAUCUAAACAUGUAUGGUCAGUUCAGCAGCCCGGCACUUCAUGUCCAUCAUGGCAGUGCAGGUUACGGCCCUCAGAUGACCAGACCGUACCCAGGCAACAAUCCUGGGAUCAUGACCUCGGUGGCCAGCUCGGGUUACUACACCGAUUAUCAGGACAAUAAACUAACCCCGAGCUCCAAAUACAUUCAGCGUCUGCUUCAGGAACCAGAUAUCCAUAAACGGAAGGUCAAGUGCGAGAACUACAUUGACGAUUAUGAGAUGGACUUAAAGGACCUGGAGAAAGAGUUCAACGAUCGCCUGCUGGAGAUCGAUGAGUUUUCAGAGUCUGAAGUGUGCAGGGACAUGAACAAGAGAAAAGCAGCACUACUGAAAGAGAAACGUAAUUUGGAAAUGUUCCGAAACAAUAUGGACACUGAGCCUCAGAAAGCUCCGCCGACCGCAAACCUCUCGCAUUAUAAACAAGAGGACCAGCAAAUCUACUAUCCACCAGAGAUUGAGAAAGCUUCCUUGAGGCCCAGCAGGCUGCAAACUCCACCAUCCAACUACGGCCAGACUGCCGUUCAGAAAGCGGCAAAAACGGAGGGAUUUCAACAAGGUGAUCCGGGAGUUUACAACCGCAAUACCAACAAUACUGGUAAGCUGAAAGCGACCGCAGCAGCUGGCACCGUUAGGGAAGAGGGCAGGAAAGCUGGCAACUCACAGGCAAGUGUUUGAGUUCUGUAGUCUCAUUCUUUAAGUAAAAUAUGUAAAUCUGUCAAACUGUAGUAGGAUCCACAUCUGUCAAACUGUCGUAGGAUCCAAAUCUGUCAAACUGUUGUAGGCUACACAUCUGUCAAUCUGUCGUAAGAUUCAAAUCUGUCAAACUGUCGUUGAUUCACAUGUGCAAAAGUGUCGUAGGCUCCACAUCUGUCAAACUGUCGUAAUAUCCACAUCUGUCAAACUGUCGUAGGAUCCAAAUCUGUCAAACUGUUGUAGGCUACACAUCUGUCAAUCUGUCGUAAGAUUCAAAUCUGUCAAACUGUCGUUGAUUCACAUGUGCAAAAGUGUCGUAGGCUCCACAUCUGUCAAACUGUCGUAAUAUCCACAUCUGUCAAACUAUCGUAGGAUCCACAUAAUUUCAUCUUAGAGCCUAUGACUAUGUUCUACUUCUCAAAUAAUCACAUUAUCUCAUUUAUUUUUGAUUGUUCAGAGUGAAAAUAAAAAACAACUUUUAUUAGUUGUGGUAUUGAUCAAUAAAAACUUGAUUAGUUGUGGUAUUGAUCGAUAAAAACUUGAUUUGUUGUGGUAUUGAUCGAUAAAAACUUGAUUAGUUGUGGUAUUGAUCAAUAAAAACUUGAUUAGUUGAGGUAUUGAUCAAUAAAAACUUGAUUAGUUGUGGUAUUGAUCAAUAAAAACUUGAAAAAAACUUGAUUUGUUGUGGUAUUAAUGGGAGAGAAAAACAACGUUUGAAUCAUUAUUUCAGCAGUACAAAAAUGCAAAAAGUAAUACGAACCAAGGAGUGUCAAGGAUACCUGUGGAAAGUAGCAGCAGUGUGGACGAUAAUGUAAGUUAAAACAAGAUUUUUUAUAGUGUCAUGGUAGUGUAAUUAAAGGGUAGCUUAGGGUCACACCAGUUUUGAUGAAGUGCAGCUUAGUGUCACACUAGUGUUGGUGAAGAUUCCUCUCUAAAUAAUAAAUGCCAUGGUUAAUUUGAUUUUGUGUACUUAUCUUGAAUUCAUUUAAUAAAACAACUCAUUUAGUAAAACAACUCCUUUAUUAAAACAACUCAUGUAAAGAAACAACUCAUUUAGUAAAACAUCUCGAUUAGUAAAACAACUCAUUUAGUAAAACAACUCCUUUGGUAAAACAACCAUUGUAAUGAAACAACUCCUUUAGUAAAACAACUCAUUUAGUAAAACAUCUCGAUUAGUAAAACAACUCAUUUAGUAAAACAACUCAUUUAGUAAAAUAACUCCUGUAUAAAACAACUCAUUUAGUGAAACAACUCAUGUAGUCUAGCAAAUGCAAUAAAAAAAAUGUUCAAAACUGUCCCAGUAUUUAAUUACAGUGCAUAUUUUGUGUUGUGUUCUUACCUAAUAUUGCUAGCAUACACAGGUCUAGUCCCUUUCAAUGACUGUCAUUGUAUUUAUAGUUUGACAUCAUACACCUGCCCCCACCUGACAUUCCCCCCAGGCCACGACCUGGCAGUGAGGAGAGCAUACUUAACAAAAUAAUCCAUCCGCCCAGACAGCCUGGCAUGUUUCAUCCCAAGUAAGUCAUCAAUCAGCAUUAGCCAGAUUAUCGGAAAUGGUCAUGUCACAAUUAAUUUAAACAUUCUGUGUAUAUUUAAAACAGUACAUUAUCCAGACAUUGAGUUAUCCGACUUUUCUUGCAUUUAUUUUUGUAACCUGGCAAUGAAGAAUGGAUGGGGGUGGAUGGGACUCGUUAGCCUUGGAUGGCAACUCAUCUAAGAGAAGGAAACUCUGAAAUCAAACCCAGUGAUGAAGUCCCGAAAGGCGGAUAACAUUGAUACAAUGAAACAUUCCGACAACUCCUGCGAUGUCACUGGUGCCAAGCUGUAUCAUCCAAUGAUGUUCCCUUGGGUUAUCCAGCGGCAUGGAGAGAGGCGAUUUGCUGUUUGGAACCAGCUUAUAAUCCUUGAAGAAUAAUCCCAGGCAUUGUGGAUUUCAUCCUCUGAAAGCAAAAAAAAAAAAAUGAAGAAUAUAUGUCUACAAUGAAGGCAGCAUCACAUUUGCAUUUCAGGUAAAAUAAACAAGCACAAUGCAAAACUUAGAUGAUCAACACUGUUGAACAAAGUUAUUAUUAGGUUUUUUUUUAGAAUAGGGAGACGCCUGUUAUAUUUGAUUAAUAGCAGUAUGGAAAGGAGUCAAAAAGGCAGAAGAUGCACGAAACAAAGCCUUGCAACAAAAAGAGCAUUUCAGAGGGCCAAGUUUAACCAGAGGUUAAGGUUCUCCUGUGAGAAAUGCAGCCAAGACUGCCAUUCCAGGAUUGGCCUCAUUAGCCAUUUGAUGAAGUGUCCAUUGCUACUCUAUUGUCUUGCAAAGGCAGAAAAGAUGCCAUAUAAUAAUUUAUAAUAAUGAGACUUACAUAUGAUAAUAAUAAUUCUUAAUUAUAAUUGUAAUUAUUUCCUUUGUAGCUCAGGGGCGUGAGAAAAGGAUGGUGGGCUUAUAUUAUAUAGAGGACAAAUAGUUCUCAAAAUCCAAUGAUGUUAGAAAUUUAAACAUCCUUUUCAUGGAUACUUCUUUAAAAGAAGGGAGAGUCUGGUUUACUAUUUCCUAAAUAUACAUUUCAAUGGCCUGGAGAAUUUUCAUUAUCAUUUUUUUAACAAUACAAUAUCUCAAAACCCGAUUCAGUAGCAUAAAUAAAAAUUAGCCAAUCUUGAGACUUUGCAAAGCUGGCAGCAAGUAUCGCAACAGGCCUUCCAUUUUUAGCCCGGUAACACUGGGGUCAUAUCCUCUAGCACAGGCCUGCACAUCCACUUUUUUGCCCGCAAAGUAACAAAACAUUCUUUAUUAUUAUUAUUUUCUUAAUAGCUUCCGCCCCCCGCCCUAUUUUCUUUUGGCCCACACAAUUCCUGUCCGAAUUUCUUUUGGUCCGCACAAGUUUUUCAUUAGUUAUUACGGCCCGCCUUACAUUUUGAGUUGUGCAGGCCUGCUCUAGCAUAUAAUAUGUCAUCAAUCAUCCAGAGUUUUUAAUUAUAAAUUUGUAUGGGCCAGACCAAACUUGGUCGCCUUUGAGUCACCUAAGUAUUGAUGGGAGCCGCCAUCCUAUUUUCAGACAGUGGCAGUGCCAGCAUUGUACGUACAUUAACGAGCCGACUGCACACGCUUGUUCCAUGUGUGACAAAACCUCCACCAACCCUGAGCUUAUCAGCGAUCAGUUUGACGAGGAUCACAUUGGUGAAAUCGACAAUGACCACGAUCAGAAUGAGGCUGACAUCUCCCAUGAAAUGUCCCUGAAGAAUGACGCCCUGCUCCAAAUGAUGGCAGCAGGGGAGGGCCAUGAUGAAAGUUUUCUGAGCAUCGACCCUGACGAGACUCCAGUCGUUGGGGCUAAUAUAAUUGGCAGUCAAAUUCAGGUGAGUGCGGGUCAGGACAAAAAUCGGAAGAAGUCGGAUUCAGGUAAGAGCUAGAGCAAUAAUUGAGAAGAAGAUGAUUGUGAUUCUCAGCGAUAAAAAUGUGUUUAACAUCAAGCAUUUUGGAGUGGGUGACAUCCAACAUCAUUUUAAAGCCAUGAGUUUUGUUACUGACCUUUCCUUUCUCUCCCCCACCCCCACCUCACACGUUUGACUCUGAUCUGUUUUCCUAGGUGAUGUUGGAGAAGCAAAGAGCACAAGAAGAAUACCAGCAACGAAUGGACCGACAGGUCACUGCCAGCCCUGUGAGUAGCCAACUGUUUAUGUGUCACUUUCCAACAACACGAUAUAACUUGACAAUGUUAAGAACACAAGUAGAGAUUUAGCUAUGUGUUUACCUCCAGAUAAGCUGUAACAAAAAAAAAAAAAAAUUCAAAAAAAAAUUUAAAAAAUUCAAAGUUAAACAUUUUCUUUCGUGUGAUUUUUAUUGUGUGUAACUGUUUUGGCUUUGCUUUUCUUCCCUGCCCUUGUUUUCGUAUCCCUCUUAGAUGUUACGUCUGUUAUUUUGUAUGUCACCAGCUGCUCACAGCAUCCAGAAGUGAAAGCCAGUCUCCCACACCAUCAUCAAAAACUGUGUACGGAGUGGGCGCUCGCCCCAAAAAGACCAACAGUCCCAGGCCUGACCUGACAGCCGGUGAAGUCUCCCUCUCUGGUGCCUCGGACUACCACACGCCACCGUCCGGUCUGUCCCCACCUCCGUCCACGCCACCUAAAGGUCAUCCCACAUCGGUGUCCAAGCUGAAGGAGUCCGGUUCAGACAACGGCGGCCGAAUGAGCAGUCUGGAGGACGCUCUGGCCCGCUACAAUGAACAGACUUUAAUAGAAACCCUGCAGGCCGAAGGAGCCCAGCUGUCAAAGUUGAUAAAGGUUGGUGGCGGCUGUGAAACAUCAACAUACACUUCUACUCUUAGGUCUGUUCAUGUCUUUGCUGUGAAACAUCAACAUACACUUCUACUCUUAGGUCUGUUCAUGUCUUUGCUGUGAAACAUCAACAUACACUUCUACUCUUAGGUCUGUUCAUGUCUUUGCUGUGAAACAUCAACAUACACUUCUACUCUUAGGUCUGUUCAUGUCUUUGCUCUUGGCUCAUGUUAUGGGACAUGAAUUCACAAUCUUUGGGUCCUGCAUUCUGCACAAAAUACAGAGAGCUUAAAAUGAAAUCUUUUCAUUGACAUUAAAGAUGGAAUCAAAUAAUUUAAACCACAUAGUAAAGAUUAAGUCAAAUCUGUCAAUCCACAUAGCAAAGAUUAAGUCAAAUCUGUCAAUCCACAUAGCAAAGAUUAAGUCAAAUCUGUCAAUCCACAUAGUAAAGAUUAAGUCAAAUCUGUCAAUCCACGUAGUAAAGAUUAAGUCAAAUCUGUCAAUCCACAUAGUAAAGAUUAAGUCAAAUCUGUCAAUCCACAUAGCAAAGAUUAAAUCAAAUAUUUUAAUCCCCACUGCUCAAUUGGUAACUCACCCUCAUUGUGAUGAGUUUGAUGUGCAGUGUUGUUGAAGUUUUAGUGUUAUCAGUCAACUGAAAAUUCGAGAACAUCUUUAGUAACAGGUAGAUAGAUCUCCAAUAAACAUCCACAUACGGAGGGAGUUCAGUCAAAGAACAAUGCACUUACGAUUUAGUACAUAACCUGUCAGCAUUGCUUUAACCUCUUAGUAUUGCUUUUUAUCAAAUUACAACUAACAAGAUAUUAUUAAAUGUUUUUUUCCAGAAGGCUGACCAAGAAGGUUUUGAGGUGGAGGCAGUUCAGGUGGCCUUGACCUUUUGUGAGCAUCAGAAGAUGGGACCUCUGGAGUGGCUGAGAUCUAACUGGAACAGAAAUGUUGAAAAAGUCAUCGCCAUGGCCACGGCGAUAGGCAACAAGCAGCAGUGUAACAGUGUUGGGGAGUUGACAGCCUCCGAGGCUCAGUCUGCUUACAUAAGUUGCCAUGCCAACAUGAAAGAGGCGGCACAGUUGUGUGCAGACAGGAGGAUUAAGCUGGUAAGAAUUUAUUGAUAGUUUUACCCUCUGACAUUCAGUAACAAACAGGAAUUUAUUUCUUUUCUAAUGUAUCACUACACCUAACGUAUUUUUUCUAUGUGUAGUUUGGUGUAUUUUUUUCUAUGAGCAGUUUGAGCACCUAAGCCAUCUUGGUUGGUGACUUAUUUUUUCUUGUAUGCAGUUUGAGUACCUGAGCCAACUUGGUGAUUUCCCAAGGGAGGAGAUCCUGCAGACCAUGAACCAGUGUCAGGGGGAGCAGGAAGCAUCAGAGUACCAGCUCCUGCAGUCCAACCUGCAGCACUUCAUGGACCAUAUCUGGGCCCAGAAGGACAGCGGCCAGUCCAGCCGCUUCGCCUUCCCAGACAUCACCAGCUCUGACGUCUGCCACAGCCUGUCCACCAGCGUCAUAGCCCAUUCUGACUUUCAGAAAAUGAUUAAAAACAAGUUGAUACCCACGGAUGUAAGUCUUUAGUCAGCUGUUUCAGCUGUUUGCAUGCGCUUUCCUGUCCAUUAACUGCCUCUACAACUUUUCAGCUGCCAGUUUUAACUGUUUCAAAGUAAACUAGUUCACUAUAUAUGACAACUCUGGGUAAUGUUAAAAUUUCAGCUGUUUAUGAAAUUGAAUCUGUGAUCAGUGGCGUAACAACGGCUUGGCAUUGGGGCAGUUGCCAAGGGCGCCGGCCUGCGCCAGUUCAAAAGGGCGCCGCUAAAUCUCUUAUAAUCUCUAAUCAAGGGCGCCAAAAAUAAAUUAGCGUAGGGCGUCAAAAACCCAGUUACACCUCUGUCUGUGAUCGUGAAAUUGAAUCUGUGUUUUUACAGUCUUGAUAACAUUAAGAUCUUUCAAAUGUUACGAUCUUCCUUCUUACAAUUAGCAACUCCCGCAGUAGGUGCAGAUGCUGAACUGACUGUUUGAUAAGCCCUACUUGUCUAGGGAAACAAUUAUGUCUGUCGACUGCUUUCAUCCACAUGGCCACACUUGGUCACUAUAAUAAGUAACGAUGCAGAGUUAAAAUAAUAGAGUUCUUGAUUUACAAGUUCUCCUUGGAUAUUACACAGUUUCCAAAACCCACAAGUUGCACACAAUGAAAACUACUUGCUAACAGCUAAAAACAAGAUUGUCUGACACUCCAAUCUGAGUUCACCACCAACCUCUCACAAAACACUUGGCAACACUUCCCCCUCAACAUAACUUAACACACCACCUUUUAAAACUCCCUGCACAACGAACACUCAGCACACUCUCUGAACCACAAACUGACCCCAUGAUCUCGACCGCCCGAAAUGCUCUCAUGGUCAACAACUUUUCAUACCAACAUUCACGCUCCUAAAUCUAGUCCCCAACACUGAUCAGUCGUCAAGCUUGUUUUCUUGGGGUAAGAUUACACGCCAUUCAUGUUAACUGAAAAUAUCUAAUACACCCUUCAAACAAUUUCAGGCUUUAAUGAUUCUGAUGGUUAUUUAAAUGCCUUGGGAGGGGCCUUAUCUUUAUAGGUUUGUUUGUGUACCAGGUGCGAAUGUAAACAUAUUUCCUCUUAUUAUUAACAAAUAAAUGUUUAAAAAAUUGAAAAGCCGUAUGUUAUGCACAUUUUCUCUUCAGCGCCGCAUUCGACUAAUUCUUGUAGAGGGCUGCCUUAAAAGCUGGGGCCGUGCGGAACUUGUGAUAAAAAUCCUGGACAAUGACCUGCCUGACGAAGACAUCGCUCUGGAAGAUGUGGUGGAGGCUGUCAGGAACUGCCAGGACAGGCUGAGCGCGAUCGCUUACUUGCAGCAGGAGUGUGCCGUCUGCUUCACCAAGUUUCCCAUGAGCAAGGUAAACACUGAAACCACUCAUCAAAAUGAGACAUUACAAACCACACCAUGGUAAAAUUUAACUAAAUAUAUUGAAGUUUCAGUGAUAAACAAAAUUUCAGUAAAAUUCUGUAUUAACUGAGAAAUUAUCAAUCGUUUAACAAAAUUUAAGAGAUUAUAUACAUUUAAUACAUUGUAUUAAAUAAAAUCAUUAUAAACGUGUCGAGCCCUAAUAAUUCACACAUUUUUUCCCGUUCUUAUUUAAAUUUCAUUUUUUCUCUACCCCUGGCAAAGGCCCUAAUUUAUUUGUCCUGUUUUAAUUUCACAGAUCCGCAGUUUAAACUUUUGCCAAUGUAAGAUGUGUGAGCAGUGCCUGGCAACAAACUUUGAGAUCGUCAUCAGAGAAAAACAUGUCCGGCAUUGGACUUGUCCACUGUGCUCCUUGCCUGAUCUCAAUGACACUGAAAUAGCUUCAGAUUACCUGCAGUUCCUUACUAUGCUGGUAAGUGUUUGGUGCUUGUAUCAUACAAAACUCCUUGUCAUACAUCAAAAUGAUGGGUUGUAUCAUCUCACUCCUUGUAUCCAUCAAACUGAUGGGUUGUAUCAUCUCACUCCUUGUAUCCAUCAAACUGAUGGGUUGUAUCAUCUCACUCCUUGUAUCCUUCUAACUGAUGGGUUGUAUCAUCUCACUCCUGGUAUCCAUCAAACUGAUGGGUUGUAUCAUCUCACUCCUUGUAUCCAUCAAACUGAUGGGUUGUAUCAUCUCACUCCUUGUAUCCAUCAAACUGAUGGGUUUAUCAUCUCACUCCUUGUAUCCAUCAAACUGAUGAGUUGUAUCAUCUCACUCCUUGUAUCCAUCAAACUGAUGGGUUGUAUCAUCUCACUCCUUGUAUCCAUCAAACUGAUGAGUUGUAUCAUCUCACUCCUUGUAUCCAUCAAAAUGAUGGGUUGUAUCAUCUCACUCCUUGUAUCCAUCAAACUGAUGGGUUGUAUCACCUCACUCCUUGUAUCCAUCAAACUGAUGGGUUGUAUCAUCUCACUCCUUGUAUCCAUCUAACUGAUGGGUUGUAUCAUCUCACUCCUUGUAUCCAUCAAACUGAUGGGUUCUAUCAUCUCACUCCUUGUAUCCAUCAAACUGAUGAGUUGUAUCAUCUCACUCCUUGUAUCCAUCAAACUGAUGAGUUGUAUCAUCUCACACCUUGUAUCCAUCAAACUGAUGGGUUGUAUCAUCUCACUCCUUGUAUCCAUCAAACUGAUGGGUUGUAUCAUCUCACUCCUUGUAUCCAUCAAACUGAUGGGUUGUAUCAUCUCACUCCUUGUAUCCAUCAAACUGAUGGGUUCUAUCAUCUCACUCCUUGUAUCCAUCAAACUGAUGAGUUGUAUCAUCUCACUCCUUGUAUCCAUCAAACUGAUGGGUUGUAUCAUCUCACUCCUUGUAUCCAUCAAACGGGUUGUAUCAUCUCACUCCUUGUAUCCAUCAAACUGAUGGGUUGCAUCAUCUGACUCCUUUUAUCCAUCAAACUGAUGUGUUGUAUCAUUCGACUUCUUGUAUCCAUCAAACUGAUGUGUUGUAUCAUCUGAUAUAUUGUAUCUAUCAAAAUGUCCCUAACCCUAACCUGGUUGUAUCAUACAAAACUCCUUGCCAUCCAUCAAACUGAUGGGUUGUCUAAUUAUUUGGGUUACAUUUACCAUUUCUUUAACGGGAAAAGUAGCACUGAAAGUUUACUGAGUAAAGUAAUUGUAUAAAUAUUUUGAUAUUACACAAGAAUAGAAAGGCUUUGGUUUUAAAUGAUAAGUUAGUUUACAUAGUAUUUACUUCCCUUCAGCUCCAGCCAUUGGUAUCUCAAGAAUUACAAAACCUGUUUGAAAUCAAAGUCAGGGACUGGCAUUUACAGAAGGACCCGAACUUCCGCUGGUGUGCACACGUGAGUUCCACGCUUGUUUUAACUUAUCUCCCAUCACAUUCCAUCAUAGUUGAGAUGUGUACAGUUAUAAAUAAACAUUUAACUAUUUCUCUCCAGAAUUAAUUUCCGCGUUUUGACGGAAUUAUCUAUGUUGCAUAUUUGUUACACACUACUAUGUUAUCUCCAAACCAUCAUAACUUUUUUUGUUUUUCAUCAGAAAAUGUUAAGUUUGGUAUGGAAUUAUAUGGGAAUAUAAUUUACAGUCAAUACAAACUUGGGUUUAAAUUUUAAGAUAUAAAUGUGAUUAUGAUUUAAGGAAAAUAAAAAUUGUAAAUAAAAACCUCACCAAAUGUUUACAAAAUGCUCAUUCCAAGUCCGGCAAAGAGAAAUUUAUAAUCCAAAGCGUAACAAUAAUGUUUUAUUUUCUGAACUAUAUCCUUAUGUGCAUCACAAAUAAUGAAGAUCACAUAAAAAAAAGGAGAAAAAAAAUGGAACACCAGAGCACAUUAUUCAUUGUCAAAGCCACACACAAAAUGUCUGAAAAAACCUAACUAUUUCCACUGGAAACAAUCUGUUGCUAUUAGAAAAUACUUGCACUGUAUCCUUGUAUGUACUAAUAUUGACUAUGGUAAAUGGAAAAUUUACCAUAAAUUUAUCAUAUCUUUUCAUCUGGGUUUAGCUAUGGUAAGCCUGAAAACAAUCCAUAUGGAUGUGUGGAUUUGACUCACAUCCAUCACAAAUGUAUACCGGUACAGUUUGCCCUGUUCUAUAGUGUUUGCACACUGUCCUUUUUGGAGCUAACAGGCACAUGUUUUGCUUCGAUAAGUCUUGUUGGGGUGUUGAUUUUAAUUCUUUAGGCAGCAUACUCAUUUAUUGAGAGUUCAAGCUUGUGAAUAAAUUGUGUGUCCAGCAAAAUAAAAAAAACAGCAAAAAAAACCAGCCAAUGUCAUUUGACUUACUAGUCACACUACAAGCUCCAAAUUUACACCCACAUUUUUCAAAGGUAAAAAAUCUGAAAUUGCACUCAGUCUUAGUGCUGAGAUCAUCAGCUUUCCUUUUAGAAUCUUAGAUUAUUUAGUGUAGGAACAGUAGUAGCUCUUCUAGAAGGCACUUUAGCUGAGGGGUGGGGCUAGUUUUUUAUCAGCUGAUGAAUUAUCAAUUUCAUUAUUUCGUCUCACUAGUACUAUUUUAAUACUAGUGCUAGGAUUAUAAUUAAACGAUUCAUCAGAAUCAGCCUCUGCAUCUGAAAUCAUAAAAUGUCUGAAUCGUCAUCAAAGUAAUAUUUUCAACCUUUAUUAGAUUGAUCACCAGAUGGGUCAGGUCAAGAUUUCAUUUUUGUAAACAAAAAUAAAAUGGACAAUCAAAACAACCGCUUCAAACAUUAAAUUCUAUGUAAAAACUUGUUGAAAUAAAGAAAAACCGGAUGUUUAUUAAAAGGAAAUCAUUCUAGAUUUGAUUAAAAGUAACUAAAAACCAAUAGUUAAGAAAAGAAUCGAACUAAACAGGUUUUUAUACAUCCAGUCCGAAACCUCAUUUAAAAUUGACGAUGGAAGCGUUGAUCUGGAGAGAAAGAGUUAAUAAGCAAUGAAAUGGAUUAUAUAUUCAUUGCCAUGGGGUUUAUCAAGCCUCAAGUUGUUGACCCGAUCAGUUUAGAUGUUUGUUUUGUGAAUAUAUUUCAGUGUGCCGAGGGUUUUCUAGCAGAAAAUCGUGGUCACCAGCUACGACUGACUUGUCCUCACUGUGGAGAGAAAACUUGCUUUUCUUGCAAGAAGGAGGUAAGCUUGUUUUGAAACUGUGCGCGGAGAGAUGACUUGGGGAGAAAUUGAUUCUUCCAACAACCUCUAAAUAAUUCAAUUUAGGCUUCUCUCUUAAAACUUCUUCUAUUUUGUAUUAGAAAAAUUAAUAUAUUUUGUCCAUGUUUUAAAAAGCUACCUGAUUUGAUAAUCUGAAUGAUUUUUGUGUGUCCCCCAGUGGGAGGAGCAACAUGAAGGACUGACUUGUGAAGAGUACGCCCAAUGGAAGAUUGACAACGACCCCAACAAUCAGUCGGUGGGGCUUGCCAAACAUUUGGAUGAGAACGGGAUUGGUCAGUUGUUUUAUAGGACAUUUCAGAGCAUGAAGUCUUUGCUUAAAAUUACAUACAGUGAAUGGAAAAAUAAAGAAAAGAGAUAUUUACUUAGAUUUUGGGGUUUUCCAGACCAUAAUUUAACAGUGGAGGAAUUUAUUUUUAACCAGCUUUUCUUGUCCUAUAAUGGUAGUAAGGGGGAGAGACUGCAAGCAGGCUACUGAAAUGAAGUAUAGGAAAACCUGAAUAAAAGAGUGCAACAAAACAAUGUAUGUGUCGACAAGAAGUCUUCAUCCGCGAACAGUAAAAACAGAAUCAAAUAAAAAUAGCACUUAGCUGUACUGUAAUAUCCGAAAGUUACAUCGCAGCUAAGUUUUAUUCUGAUUUAAUUCUGUUUCUGCUUUUGUUUGUUUGCUUAUGAAGGCUUCUUGUCGAAAUGUGUGUCCUGUGUCACAAUCACAAUGUCUUAAGAAUUAUAACAGAGGCGUAGUGGUUCAAAUGAUAGUGACUAAUACUUCAUUGCACUCACAAUGAUAAUAGUUGAUACUUGAAAUAGGUCUACAUCUUAUGCCGCACAAACUAAAUCCAAAAACUCUUGGAAUGUAUCACAAGUAUUUCAAUCUCAGUAAAAGUGAGGGUUAUCACUCUAUAAAUCUUCAUUUAAACAUAAACAUUUUCUGUUCAAUCUAUCCUCCUACAUAAACUUCGUGAAUUCAACUGUCAGGCUCCAUUUUGUUCUUGCUCUACUCUGAUUGGCUAGAUUUUCCUAAGUCUCGAUAGUGUGUAUAUUACAUAAGUAAUACUUCCCAUAUUACUUAUCUCCCAUAUAUUCAUAUCUGUGACACCAACACAUUCGUUAUUUUGUUACGUUUUUUUUCCCCCUGGUUUUCCCCAUUCUGCAUUUUGGUCAUUUCCUUGUUGUCCCAUAAACCCCUUUAAAACUUUGUUUAACUUCCAUGUCCUGGAGCCCACAUGAUUUAUGUUCUCUAUUUCUAGACUGCCCCAUGUGUAAGAUGAGAUUUGCCCUGGCCAAAGGAGGUUGUAUGCAUUUCAAAUGCCCCAACUGUGGCCAUGAGUUCUGUAGUGGAUGCAAUGAACCAUACCAUCACAAAGAAGUAAGUUUACUUGAUAGAAUGUAGUGGAUGCAAUGAACCAUACCAUCACAAAGAAGUAAGUUUACUUGAUAGAAUGUAGUGGAUGCAAUGAACCAUCUAUCGGCAUCCUUCCGUCUCGUGAGACGAUGGUGCAUCACCGUUGGGUUGGGUUGCAUUUUCUCGACUGGCUGUGCAGUCCUAUCCUUGAGUGACAGUCUUUACCACAGUUUUUGCACACGAGUUCCGUGCUUCUAAAUGUUUUGGCCUUUCUGCUAGCUCUUCUGUCUGCAGCCUCUUCCAUUCUUCGCUCCUCGGCCACCAUGACGCCCUCUUUGACAACUGUGCGCCACGUAGAUCGGUCUUUUGCCUUACACUCCCAGUCACUUGUAUGUAUUUUAAUGAACCAUACCAUCACAAAGAAGUAAGUUUACUUGAUAGAAUGUAGUGGAUGCAAUGAACCAUACCAUCACAAAGAAGUAAGUUUACGUGAUAGAAUGUAGUGGAUGCAAUGAACCAUACCAUCACAAAGAAGUAAGUUUAUGUGAUAGAAUGUAGUGGAUGCAAUGAACCAUACCAUCACAAAGAAGUAAGUUUACUUGAUAGAAUGUAGUGGAUGCAAUGAACCAUACCAUCACAAAGAAGUAAGUUUACUUGAUAGAAUGUAGUGGAUGCAAUGAACCAUACCAUCACAAAGAAGUAAGUUUACUUGAUAGAAUGUAGUGGAUGCAAUGAACCAUACCAUCACAAAGAAGUAAGUUUACGUGAUAGAAUGUAGUGGAUGCAAUGAACCAUACCAUCACAAAGAAGUAAGUUUAUGUGAUAGAAUGUAGUGGAUGCAAUGAACCAUACCAUCACAAAGAAGUAAGUUUACUUGAUAGAAUGUAGUGGAUGCAAUGAACCAUACCAUCACAAAGAAGUAAGUUUACGUGAUAGAAUGUAGUGGAUGCAAUGAACCAUACCAUCACAAAGAAGUAAGUUUAUGUGAUAGAAUGUAGUGGAUGCAAUGAACCAUACCAUCACAAAGAAGUAAGUUUACUUGAUAGAAUGUAGUGGAUGCAAUGAACCAUACCAUCACAAAGAAGUAAGUUUACUUGAUAGAAUGUAGUGGAUGCAAUGAACCAUACCAUCACAAAGAAGUAAGUUUACUUGAUAGAAUGUAGUGGAUGCAAUGAACCAUACCAUCACAAAGAAGUAAGUUUACUUGAUAGAAUUUAGUGCAUACAAUGAGCCAUAGCAUCACAAAGAAGUAAGUUUAUGUGAUAGAAUGUAGUGGAUGCAAUGAGCCAUAUCAUGACAAAGAAGUAAGUAUACUUGAUAGAAUUUAGUGGAUGCUAUGAGCCAUACCAUCACAAAGAAAUAACUUUACUUGAUAGAAUACGCAUGGCCUGAUUUAAAAGGCAACACCAAUGUUAUCACAUCAGCUUUAUAUCAACUUGGCGAGAGCAAUAUGUAUGUAUAUGUGUAAGUUUAUUCGUUAAAAUAGUUUCAUUUGAUGUUAAGAUUAUGUUCAGAUGAUCAUAUCUCUGUUCAGUGCAAUGCUACUGAGCUAAACAGCCAAGUCUUUAAGUUGCUUAUAUUCUAUUACAAUAAUGUUAUUUACCACUUAUGAGAGAUUGUGAAUCAGAAGCAAAAACAAGAUGUAGUCAUGGCUUCUGUUAAACAAUGGCAUGUGUUUAACAAUAGCUUCUGUUAAACAGUUCUAUAUUUCAAAAAUAUGUUCUCCCAUUUAAUCUUAUUAAAUUAAUAUAGAGAGAAGAUACUUUAAAAAAAAAUAUUGUUGACCAAUGAAGAUAAGUUAUUUCUGUUAUGUUGCCUUCAGCGUGUCUUCUUUGAAUUGUGCAUUUAACUUUGACAAUGAAUCCAGGUAUGUAACAAGUACAAGACGUGCAAGAACUUGGGCCUUCAUUGUCACUGUCCUAGAGAUUGCUUCUCUUACAUGAGGGACUACAGUGUGCCACAGCUACAGACCCUGCUUAAGGUAUUAUUUCCAUAACACUUGUUAUGGUAGCACAAUUAACACAACUAAUCAUAUGGUGCUUUGUGGAGUUAUAAACGUAAAACUUAUACAUGCAACACCAGCUGGACUGUGAGACCUUACACAACAUCAUCUGGGUUGUGAGACCUUAGGAUACACCAAUUGGGCUGUGAGACCUUAGGCAACACCAGAUGGACUGUGAGACCUUAGGCAACACCAGCUGGACUGUGAGACCUUGGGUAACACCAGCUGAGCUGUGAGACCUUGGGCAACACCAGCUGGACUCUGAGACCUUGCGCAACAUCAUCUGGGUUGUGAGACCUUAGGAAACAUCAUCUGGGUUGUGAGACCUUAGGCAACACCAGCUGGUCUGUGAGACCUUAGGCAACACCAGCUAGGCUGUGAGACCUUGGGCAACAACAUUUGGACUGUGAGACCUUAGACAACACAAGCUGGACUGUGAAACCUUAGGUCAUUCUUUUAAGUUUUUCAGGAAAAAAGUAAUUAUGAAGGUUUAAUUUGUAUGCUUUCUCGAUAAGAAAUAUCUUUGACAUAAUAGAGAUAUUUUUUAAAAUUUAACUUAAGGAACUUACUUUUGUGGUAAGUUUCAAUAGCUAAAAUAAGAAAACUAAUUUAUUAGUAUCAAAAAAUUGUUUUCAUUUAAUGUUUCAUCUGGGGCGGGGCAGUCAAUGUCAUUGUGCAAAUGUUGAAUAUUAUACAUUGUUUUAGUUAUUGAGGUCAUUCUUAAUGCAGAGCUUGUGUCUGCCUGCUCAAGUUUGUGUCUGCCUGCUCAAGUUUGUGUCUGCUUGUUCAAGUUUGUGUCUGCUUGUUCAAGUUUGUGUCUGCUUGUUCAAGUUUGUGUCUGCUUGUUCAAGUUUGUGUCUGCUUGUUCAAGUUUGUGUCUGCUUGUUCAAGUUUGUGUCUGCUUGUUCAACGUUCACUCAAUAGAAGAUCAUUGACAGCAGUGAUUGCUAUUUUUUAAAUCUACCAGCACAAAUGCCAUAAAAUCAUUUUGAAACUAAGAAAGAGUGAAACAAUGAAAUUAGAGUUAUCCCCCCUUGCAUUCCAGCAACAUAAAGUGCCUUUCAAUGUGAGAACACCCGAUGACCAACCAGAUGCCAUGCACUGUCCAGUGAUGGAACAAAAAGAAUUUGAUUUGGUCAAGAAAGAUGAGAAAUGCGGCAAGGAAUCAGUGGAUGGUCAAGCUGGACUUUGCGAGUAAGUUGAAGUUUUUGUUAAAUGAUGAAAAUGUUUUUAAAACAAGAUUUGUAUUUCCUGUGAAUAACAUGAGGAAGGUCCUCUAACUCUGACUGAUGAACCCUAAAAUAUCUUUAACUUAAUAGCAGUUUUUUUUUUUUCUGAAUCAAAUUCUGGCAUGUCAGAACCUUUCCCUUGAUGAAAAGAGUUUUAAAAUUGACAUGAUAACUUAGCACUUAGCUCCAUGGUGGCCACACAGGAUCAAGCCUUGUGUGAUAGGGAUUCUCAGCCUACUCGUGUGUUAUGCAUUGCCAAAUCUCAUCUCUAUCUACAGGCUCCACUACAAGGAGUAUCUGGUGGACAUCAUAAACAGACACAAGCUUGACCCGUUGUCUCUCAUGACAAGGGAUGCUAUGAUUGUCCUCAUCCGAAGAUAUGACCUGGCCGUCCCCCACCAAAAAGUCGGUGAUACACCUGAAGCUUACCUGGCUUGUCUGACCAAGGUAAAAAAAUAA